UGUCGAAGUAUCGGCUGGUCAGCACGACAGUCAUUACAAAGAACCGUAGGUAGCCCGUUUGUGUUGGCCGGUAAUCUGGAAACCAUAUAUCAACCUUAUUUUUGGAUGCACUGCCCGACAAUCCUUCUCCUCGGUCUCUGAAAUCUGGCGAACCUCUUCCGGGCCUGUCCGAGGCUGAUCUCCACGAUGGCCGCCCGGGCAAAGACAGUAUGCAUCAUUGGUGCUGGACCAUCCGGCCUCGUUGCCGCCAAGACCUUGGUUCACAACCACCCCAAGGAUACUUUUCACGUGACCGUAUUCGAACAAGCGGAUCGAAUAGGCGGGCUAUGGCCAACGUCAAAGAAGGAUGGCGGAAUGGUCAAUCCUGAUAUGUGUACGAACCAGAGCCUGUUUACUGUUAGCUUCAGUGAUCAGACAUGGCCCAAUGGCACACCAGCUUUUCCCAAGGCAUGGCAAGUUGGAGAGUAUUUGCAACAAUACAUCCAGGAUUAUAGUGGUUAUGAUAUACGUUCAGGCUGCAAGGUGGUUAAAACUACCUUGCAGAAUGGGAAAUGGACAGUCCAUGUCCAUGAUAAACGCUCUUCGGAUUUGGAAGUUCUUUCGUUUGAUCACAUGAUCGUGGCUACGGGUUUCUUUGGUAAACCCAAGGUUCCUCCUAUCCUUGAAGGAUUUCCCACUCCAGUCUGGCAUAGCUCGAAGUUUCGGAAUAUCGAGAGCCUCCUGACUAAUGAUGGCCAAUCAUCACCAAGUUCUGGUAGAAAUAUUGUGGUGGUUGGCGGACAGAUGAGUGGGGUUGAAGUAGCAGCAUCCGUCGCACUGCAACUUUCCUCUGAAGUCAACUCACCUGGAUCGAACCGCCUUCCCAAUGUCAAAGAAUAUUCAGUCACUCAUAUUGUCCAACAACCCCUCUGGAUAAUGCCACUAUUCUUUCCAAAUGAUCCUUGCCUAGCUGGAGGCUCCCCUGAGCAGGAUAAAAUUAACCCAGCGCCUACUUUCCUUCCCGUUGACCUCGUCACGUACAAUCUCGGGUGGCGACCUCCCGGACCAGUCACAAAUCGGUCAGGACAUAUAACACCAGAAUCAGCUGCCCUAACCCAUAGCUUCAUGAACAAAUAUAUCGGAAGUGACCAAAGCGAGCUAGGAGUUCCUGAACUAGCCAUGGUGGGUGAAGUGCGGACGCAGCCUCCUUACCUUGGUAUGAGUGAUCAAUACAUCGAGUUCGUCAGAUCUGGUAAUAUUAAGGUCAUAAAGGGGAAGGUAACGGGCAGCUCGGCAGACCAUUCAAAUGCUGUCAUCUCUGAUGAUGCCGGCAACAAGAAGAUAGUUGGGGAUGUGGCGGCUAUCCUUUUUGCAACCGGAUUUGAUGCAUCUCCUUCACUGGAUUUCCUCCCGAAUGAAAUCCUUCAAACACUCCAAUUCGAUUCCUCGGGAGACGAGUUCCCACUGGCUUUGAAUGUCCAUGCUACAGUCAGCCGUGCCAUUCCAUCUCUUGGAUUUGUUGGUUUCUAUCGUAGUCCAUACUGGGGUGUCAUGGAAAUGCAAGCGCGAUUCCUUGGAAAACUUUGGAGCGGAGAUGCACAAGCUGCAAAGGCCUUGGAAGAGGACACAACGAUGGAGAACAUGCUGAAGCUGAGAAAUGAUCCUCGGCAUUCACAAUUCCCAAUGAGCGACUAUGCAUAUCUCAUGGAAUCUUUUAGUGAGAUUCUUGGCAUCAAGCGCUUCGAGCCCGAAGGUACUGAUGCCAGAACGGGACUUGUUUUCCCUCCUCGAUAUACCUACGACACAGCCAGUGAGAGGCAGAAGUCGCAGACAGAAUCAGCUCUCACAAACUUUUACAAUACUUUCGAUCAAUCAGAGAAUCAGAGGAAGUUCCUUGCACGAGCCACGUCCCGGGCUCUGCAAGGAGACUGGAAACUUGAGCGUGAGAUCACCAGCUUCAUCGACUCAUACCCUUCCGGGAAAUUAAUAGGCACGGCAAAGAUGCUACCGCGUUUCCCAACCGCGGAAGGAUUUGAUAUCGAGUAUUUGUAUCUUGAGCAAGGGGAGUUCACCACCACAACGGGAUUGAAAUUCACCGCAAAGAGAAGCUACGUAUACCGUUACCGCGAAGACACCGAUAAACUCACAGCCUGGUUUACCAAGGACGACCACAAGACUGUCGACUAUUUCUUCCACGAAAUCGAAUUCCUACCCAGAACCGGAGAGCCGGGCACUCGCGGCUGGCUGGCGAAAUCGUCUCAUUGGUGCUCGCCUGACCAAUAUGAUGUUGAGUAUGAGUUCAGAUUCAAAGGCACGGCUCUGCAGGAAUGGACUACGAGGUACAAUGUCAAGGGCCCGGCAAAGGAUUAUAUCCUCCACAACAAAUAUACGAGAUAGAGGUAGGAGUGGAAUGAUAAUGAUUGAAUGGUAGCAUGAGGUUAGAUUCUAAGCAUGGGUUAGAAAGGGGGGGGUUAGAAGAGGCGUUUGGGCUUAGAUUUUGGAGCAAUGAUGAGCCUUUACGCCGGGAUGUAGAUUACGAGACAAUGAAGUGAGAAAACGAUGAUGGGCUACAUAGGGCAAGCAGUAAAAUAUUGCCAUAUCUUCUAUUUUACGUCUCGCUACCAAUACUCUGAG
Amorphotheca resinae ATCC 22711 is the source of this 2613-nucleotide messenger RNA. RefSeq lists its product as hypothetical. The record is from RefSeq and is a predicted model, not a curated record. The coding region runs from base 187 to 2376 and encodes 729 amino acids. The transcript is spliced from 4 exons. Gene Ontology annotation, molecular function: oxidoreductase activity. Lineage: Eukaryota; Fungi; Ascomycota; Leotiomycetes; Helotiales; Amorphothecaceae.